This is a messenger RNA of Pieris napi, 4061 nucleotides long. RefSeq lists its product as uncharacterized. The transcript has 10 exons. Bases 172 to 1581 code for a protein of 469 amino acids. Gene Ontology annotation, biological process: negative regulation of inflammatory response. The record is from RefSeq and is a predicted model, not a curated record. NCBI's taxonomy places the organism in Eukaryota, Metazoa, Arthropoda, Insecta, Lepidoptera, Pieridae.
CUCUUGAAAGAGACGGGUGUGUUAUCAACGCUCUGUUUCCGCGCUCGUUCGCGUUACGUAAAUUGGAUUUAGAUGUCGAUGAGUUAAUUCGAUAUUGCUAAGCCGCUUAUAUUUUUCAGACUUGUGUGUCCUUGUGUUGAAAAUGUCCGCGAAGGAUGAUAUUUUGGAAAAAUGUUGAAGACGUUUUAUACGCGAUGUUUGUUUUGUUUGUUGUGUAUCGCUUUUUAUUUUUGCGGGACUGAUGGGUUAAUAGAGAUCGUUGAAGAACAACGUUGCCAUGACGACGAGUUUCGAUUAACGUGUCGUGAGUUGGACACGCAUAUUGCAAUCCUAGAAGCCUGGUACACAUCCCUUGAAAAUUACUAUCGAAACGAUACCCUCACUCACGCCAAUCUAAUCAAAACUCAAAAUGACUCGGAACUCGAUAAAGUGUAUACCUAUUCUAGUCCUAAACAUAACGGAGUGUUCGAGUUGACAAAUCAUACAUUCGAGAACUACACAAAUGUGAAUAAUUCCUUCGAGUUUGAUUCGAGAAUUGAGAGUGUUAAUGAGACAAUAGAGAGUGUUGAUAUGUCGGUGGAUUUUGUAAAUGUGACGUGUAGUGCAGUGUCAUUUGCGAGAAGUUAUGCCAGCUGGCGAGAAGGGGACAAGCGCCGACGAAUGCGUUCCAGAGAUCUUUCGUACAACUUGCGAGCGCCACUAAGUUAUAGAUGUACAGGAGUGAAUCACUGCAACUUUAGACUGGCCGAGGACUACCCUCCUUCAGAGAGUUGGGCACCAGGCGUGGUGUUCAUAAAAUACGCAUGUUUUGAUGAUUCCCUAUCAGUCCACUAUUGCAACCGCGAAGUGCAGGUGGCAGAUAGGGGUCCAGAGAGCGAGGGCUACAUCCGGACACCCGGAUAUCCGCACUUCUACAUCGGAGACGAGUGCCGAUGGAAACUCCGGGCACAUCCGGAACAACGAAUACGAGUUACCUUGCUUGAUGUUAGUUUAAGAAGUAUAGGCCCAUUUGAAAAUAACUGCACUGAUUAUGUGGCAGUGUAUGAUUCAAACGGCGAUUCUCUUCUAAGCAGCUGUGAUCAAGUUGAAAUGCCAUUACGCUUGCUCUCUGUAACAAACACCGUUGAAGUAUUACUUGAAGCUAGAUCUAAGGGCGCCUUCCCAAAAAGAGGCGUGUUGUUACAUUAUAAAAGUUUAGGGUGUGUUACUGUAUCAGCGCCAUCUAACGGCUACAUUGUGUAUAGAAAUGAAGAUGUAGCGCACUACGUGUGUGAUGUGAAUUUUGUUUUCAUCGACACACGACAAAGGGCGCGGAUAUUAUGGUGCUAUGAUGAUAAUAGAUGGAAUGAUACUGUUCCAGAAUGUAUCGAAGAGACGACUCCUCAGGUGGUCGUCGCAAAUUAUUCUGUCCCGGAGGUCGAUAAAGAUACAAAACUGCCGCACAACGAGGGAAAUAUGAUAGUUGACAUAGUCAUCCCGUCGCUACUGAUAGCGGCGUUGUUCAUCGGAAACGCAUUCAUCGUACUCAUUAUAUACAAAUACAGAAAACGAGAUCAGGCGGUUGCUGAUUUUAAACAUUAGCGAUAUGAAAACAGAUGAUCUAGAAGACGAGUUCAACACAAUCCCCCUGAGUGUUAACGGCAACGUCCACAGCGCCGGUAACGCGGUCUAGUCGCCUUUUAAAGGGGAUUACACUCGAACGACUACGCAACAUUAAUCUUAACAGAACAGAACUUGUUAAUCACUGUUAGCGAGAUUUAUUGCUUUGUAUUGAAUAAAAAUAACGUGUUUUUCAAUCUGGAUUUGGCCGCUAUGGUCACUUUGUCGUAGGAGUUCUACAGAAGUAGUUAUGAAACGUAUGAAGAUGACGGCUCUUGUUCCAACCUAUGUAUGUGAAUCUAAUUUACUUUAGGGUACGUCCACAUCUGGCGAAUACGCCGCGCGUGCAUUUUUGUACGUGCGAGAACUGAGUGCGCAUAGAUCGCGCGCCUUAUACGAGCCUUGCACGAGUUGCGCUAAAGAGGCGCACCAAACCAUUGCCGUGACUGCACGCGCGCAGCUCGCAAACUGCUCGCGAGCUGCAUAUUCGCGGCGCAUUUGCCAGAUGCAGACGCACCCUAAGACUUCAUAGUAGAUAAUUCCUUUAUCCCUUUUACAAAUCUAUUUUUAAUUGUUAUGCAAAACUUCUCAUAAAUCUUCUUUUGCUGUUCGCAUUGAACGUGAUUUAGGCAAUUAAUACGACAUUUAUUCAUGAGAUAUAUUUAAGCUCUGAAAAACAAACCGGGAAUAACAUUUUUGCAGGAAAAUAUCCAGUUUUAUAGACCCUCAUGAACGUUGCGUUAUGAAUAAUUGAUGUGCCUCAAUGCGGAUGGAGAUGUAACGGCCUCGUUUACCUGAAUGUGUAAUUAUUCGAGUGUAACCUUCUUUAAUGAAAAGUCGGGUCGGAUGUGGAUUGACGAUUUGAUGGUGGUCCGUGCACAUCCGGCCUUAGUUAAGCUAAUUUAUUUGUUAGAUACCUCAUGUAGAUGUCUUCGGCGAUAAUCACACUUUUACAUUAUGAUAGGUUUUUAUAUAAUAAUCGAAAAUUCAAUAUCGAAGUAAAGAUAUUUUGUCAUAUGUUCAAAGGCUCGACUCAAAAUAAAAUAUAUUGACGGUAAUUCUUAUUUAUGAAGGGAAUGCAAUUUGUCUCUAUUCAUCGUGAAUUGAUUGAAAUGGACGGUUUCUCACUAGUCGGGAAGUGCGUCGUUACUUUUUGAUGUCGUGAACAUUAUAUAAUAAAGAUAAAAGACGCUAAAUUUUCUAGACAACGCAGCUUGUAUUGGUUGAAGGGCUUCCACUAUUUUGGUAAUGGAAGGAAUCAAAGUAAAGGACUAAGAAACCGUGUUUUUUUUAUUACAAAAAAAUAUUUCAUUGAAAAUUACGCACAAUUCGCAUAAAACAUACUAGGUCCUAUAUUAACGAUACAUCCAAUGCAAUAUCAUAAAAUGUUGAAUGAAGAGAUAAGGGAGUCGCGACAUAAUAAUCCUGUACGCCUUUAGUUAAUUAACUGAAUAACAAAGAAAUUUAUUUACUGAAUAAAUAUUGUUUUGCAAUUUGUAUUACGAUUAUAUCAGAAGCCUGUACCAACAACCUUUUAAGGGUAAUAAAUAUGGGACUAUUUGUUCAGCCGUGUAUUAAGUUUACAUUCGAAUUGCUGUAAACAACGUCGACAAUGAACUUAUUAUAUUUGCCGACAUAACAUGUCCCUACGAAAUAAAACCCAAUUAGGUAACUCUUGAAGAAAUCACAGGGCAGUAAGGGACAUUUUAGUAAAUAUCUUUAAUACUUAACAAACGACUCUGAGGGUAAGAUUAAAGGUUACAUUUAGAAACGAUACUUAGUUUGACUCAUACGUCCCCGAGACUCAUAGUUCGAGAUAAGUGUCGGCUCUGAAUUAUUACCAGUGUACGGGCCCGGCCCAAUCAGAUCCAUUUUAGUAAGAAAGCCCAAUGCUAGUCCUACAUCAGUCACUGUUAUUAUUAUAUUCAUUUAAAAUAAUGUACAAAGUGUGAUUAUUAAUUCCCAUUAGCUUUUAAGUAAGGACUGAUAUAAUAAAUAUUCAAUAAUCUGACAAUGAAGAGGGUAUGAAAUGGAUCUUUUCGCAUCAUGGCCUAAUAAUAAUUGGCUGCUUUUGUUACCAACGGUUUGCUGUAGAUUAGAACAAUUUGUUCAGAAUUCUACUAAACAAUAAUUGUUACAUAAAUGUCAUUGAUAUAAUUCUACAAUUAGUGGCAAAUGUAAAAAGCUGUCAACUUUAACAACUUUACAAUUGAUGUUUAGUGUUGCAAGCGCCAUCAAAAAGUUUUAUUAAAACAAAUGUUUUGAAUAAAAAUCGAUCUUUAACAGCACUUUACUGUAGAAUGUAGAUCCAUGUUAUAUCCUUUUUAGAUGCUGUUUUUGGUUAGCACCGCAUUAUUUUAUGUCAAAUACCUGUUAAGCUUCUUAUAUCUUCUUUAACUAAAUUGUUGAUGUUUUUGUAUUCGGCGGAGUAUAGUAUCUGUAAUAAAGCACUAUCUUUGAAA